Molecule: messenger RNA, 1254 nt
Organism: Helicoverpa armigera (cotton bollworm)
Lineage: Eukaryota; Metazoa; Arthropoda; Insecta; Lepidoptera; Noctuidae
Gene: Nubp2
Product: cytosolic Fe-S cluster assembly factor Nubp2 homolog
Exons: 4
Coding region: 57-845 (262 amino acids)
Biological process (GO): iron-sulfur cluster assembly
Cellular component (GO): cytosol
Molecular function (GO): ATP-dependent FeS chaperone activity; ATP binding; 4 iron, 4 sulfur cluster binding
Source: RefSeq, a predicted model, not a curated record
AUAUUUAUUUUGUAAAACUUUUUGAAUUUUCAUUUUUAUUAUAUUAAUAAGUAAAAAUGCUUGAUUCUGUUAAACGUGUUAUAAUAGUGCUCUCCGGGAAGGGAGGCGUUGGAAAGUCAACAGUAAGCACACAGCUGGCUCUAACUUUAAAAGAAAGAGGUUAUAAGGUUGGGCUACUGGACGUAGAUUUAUGUGGGCCCAGCGUACCAUACAUUCUCAACUUGGAGAAUCAGAGUAUCCACCAAGGUCCUGAUGGCUGGAUCCCGGUAUACUUGGACAAAGAGCAGAGGUUAGGGGUGAUGUCAAUAGGCUUUUUACUCGGUUCCCGAAACGACGCCGUAGUGUGGAGAGGGCCAAAGAAAACUUCAAUGAUUAAGCAGUUUCUUGAAGAUGUAUGCUGGCAGGAUCUUGAUUUCCUCGUCAUUGAUACUCCUCCAGGAACAUCAGAUGAGCACAUAUCCGUGAUGGACACCCUCAGGCAGGUUCCACAAUGUGGUGCACUCAUAGUGACCACACCACAGGAAGUAGCCAUUGAGGAUGUACGCAAGGAGAUCACAUUCUGCAAAAGGACGCACAUUCCUAUACUGGGCAUUGUUGAAAAUAUGAGCGGAUAUGAAUGCCCAAACUGCAGUGAAUGCACAAACAUAUUCUCAAGCGGCGGUGGCCAGUCACUGGCUGAAAUGUACAAACUCCCCUUCAUGGGCAGUAUUCCUAUCGACCCAAGAGUCGGCAAGUUAGCUGGACAAGGCCUAGCUGCUAUCACAGAACUACCCGACUCUACCACAAGCAAAGUGUUCAAUGCACUCAUUGAUCAACUAGUUGAAACCAAAGAAGCUACGAAUUAAGACAACUACAAAAACGACGAAUCAUCAUGGAAAUAUUAUCAUGACGUCAUAUUUAGCUGUGUCAUGAUAACAGAAAUUAACCAGUUUUUAUAAUAGUCAUUUUGCCGCGGUUUCAACUGCGUUCCGUGGGAAGUACUGCCUGUAGUACUGGGGAUAAAGUGUAGCCUAUGUUACUCGCGGAUAAUAUAGUUUUCUGAUGGUGAAAUAUUUUUUUAAAUCGGUGCAAUAGUUUUUGAAUUUAUCCAAUACAAACAAAUAUACAAUUUUGUCCUGUUUAUAAUAUUAAGUAUGAAAAAAGGUGAUAGACAAAAAGUCAAGUAUUGCUCACUGUGCAAUUUAUUUUUAAGGGAAAUUGUUACAUAUUAUCAUUCCAGCAAAUAUUGGUGUAAAUAAAACUUCAGUAUCUUUA